AUGAUUCGUAAGAAAGUACUCAGCAUUAGCGGCAACUCCGCCACCCUCCUCGUGCAGGACACAGAGGCGGGUGGCGCGUUACGCGUGCUGCGCCGAAUGAAUGUGGCAGGGUGGACCGACGAAGAGGUGAGCGCAGCUGUUCGGAUGUACGAGGAGCUGCACAAGUGCCGCCUGCGCGGCUUUGUGCCAAUCCACACCAUCCUCAUUCAGAGCUCCUUCCUCAGCGUUGUCGCCUCAUACGCUUCGGAGGGCGACGUCACAGCCUUGAUUGAGGAGGAUGAGCAGAACUCGUUCGAGGAGAUCAGUGUGCUGCGCUGGCUCUGCGCGUGCGCGCUGGCGAUUCGGCAGCUGCACUUGCACAACCUCUUCUUCCCAGGGCUUACAAGCGAUCGCCUUUUGCUGGACCACCACACUGGUGGCACAGCAAACAUCCUCCUCGGGGUACCCCUGCCUCUCCCGGUCUACUACGCGCAGCUGCAAGAGCGUAGGAAGAACGGCGUGCGCAUAGCGCUAGAUUACCCACCAGAGGUUCUCGCAGCACCUGCAGCGCAUCUCAGCAGCGGCGAAGGCACGAGCAACAUAACCAAAGGCGGUGUUGGCUACCACCCCACACUGAGCGACGUCUGGUGCCUGGGUCGACUAGGCGUGGUACUGCUCACGGCGAGGGGCACAAAUAUGGCACGGCGCUCUGGCAGCACGCGCCAGCUUCUCUCCCGCAUGAUGGCAGACGAGCCAGCGACGCGGCCGUCAAUGGAGAGCAUCGUCCAGUCGCUAGUUGCCUUGGCUGGUAAAGUCUCCUUGGGUCAGCCCCCAUGGCCUGCAGAGCCGGCCACCACGUCUUCUACCACCUCUGCUCAAACCACGCCUGUAAGCCCGACUCCAGCCAUGCCGAGUAGACAGCCCCAGGCUUCCGCCCCCGGAAGCACUGGCUGGAGUGCCGGGACGGUAGCGCAGCAGGCCGCUGUCGCAAACAGUAGCGUCGGUGGAGGGGGGUCAAAGUCCAAAGGUGUGAUGAAGGCUGCCUCGCAGAGGUCUGCCCCCGACCACCCACCAAACACCACCAAGUCCUCGUCUUCGCCUGAUGUGCCAGCCACUCAUGCCCAUAAUAGUCAGCUCUCCUCAGCCGGGGCACGGGUUGCCCUAGCACACUCGUCACCGCCGCCACCGAUACCGGCACCCACCCCGUACCUCGACCACCCCUCAUCUCUCGCAUCCACGUCGAGCGACAGCUGGUACCGCCGUGCAGGGGAGAAGUUCGAGCUGCUGCAGCGCAUGAAUGCGAGCCCUCCGAAGCAGCACACCUUCAGAAGCGGCGAGGCAUCGCUAGGCUCAUCACGUGGCGAGCACGGCCAUCACCGCAUUCGUGGGUCGACAAGCCGCCUCCUCAACAGAAAAUCACUCAGCCCGCGCCGUAACAGCCGCGGCGGCUACCUUGAUCACAACACGCGUAUGCUGGACGAGAUGUUUGCGGAGCAGGGGGGGCUGCGGCUGCAGGCCAGGUCAUGGCAUCCCUCGCCACAGGGACGCGUGGAAGAUCCCAAACAGUUUCAACGCGAGGCGCUGCGGCAGCUGAGGCUGGAGACGGCAGCACGCCAACAAGAGAUGCGCAAGCACUUCACCGAAUGGCAGCGCCAGAAUAAUCAGCGCCUCACCGACGCAGACAACGUGGAGGUGAUUGACCAGGACGGCAUCGUCAUUGUCGCUCCUCGCCCCGCCCCACCACACGAGUUUCUUCCGACCGCCACGGCCGAGCCUGCGGCGGAGGGUGGGGAGUCGAACACUGGCACGGAGUCCCUAAAGUCAAAGCCUCAGCCUAUGGAAGACGCUCAAAGUGAAGCGGAACCUCGCCAGACACCAUUACCCGCCUCAUUGCCACCACCCAACUCGACCUCUCGAUCGACCACGCCACGGACCAAGACACCACCUGGCGGGAGCACCUCGGCAGCAGCGGGCAGCGCGCAGUCCACUUGGUACAGUGGAAAUGAGCCCCGAGCUUCUUACUUAUCCAUGUCGACGCAGGCGGAGCCUGGUGCGCGUGACACCGGCUUCUCUGCGCUGCCGCUGCACAAUCCCACCUCCCCGAGUCUGUCACCACCGCCGAGCGCUGUGCAGCUGUACCCUCUUCGGAGUAGUGAUCCCUCUGGGAAAGGCACCAGCCCGCCAAGCGACGGCAACGAGCGCCCCACGCACCGCACCGGCGGCGGCGGCCGCUUGCUGUGGAACAACUCGUCCGAUGUAGGGACUCUUUCAGCCGUUGAGUGGACUGUUGAUGGCAUCCGCAGCACCCUGCGUAUGCUUCUACGGAACCGAGACCUCUAUGGCGAGACCAUGCAGGAGGUGGCGCUAUUUAUCCGCCAGCCGGAGGAGGCUCGUCUGGCGGCGCGCGCGAAUGAGGUCUUCAUGAAGCGACUGCGUGAGUUGCUCCACGAUGACGCAGUCUUCUUUGGAGUAGCGCCGCUCUGUGCGCAGCUGGCGGCACUGGAGGGACUCAACAACACCCUGCGCGGCUCCUCCGGUGACCACCCUUCUCGGCAGCGGCGCUAA
This is a messenger RNA of Leishmania braziliensis MHOM/BR/75/M2904, 2544 nucleotides long. RefSeq lists its product as hypothetical. The record is from RefSeq and is a predicted model, not a curated record. The transcript has a single exon. NCBI's taxonomy places the organism in Eukaryota, Euglenozoa, Kinetoplastea, Trypanosomatida, Trypanosomatidae. The coding region runs from base 1 to 2544 and encodes 847 amino acids. Gene Ontology annotation, biological process: protein phosphorylation. Gene Ontology annotation, molecular function: ATP binding; protein kinase activity.